AUGGCCGCGAUCGCACGACUAAGGGAAGCUGCGGCGCCGCUUAUGGCCCUCGCGCUCCGGUCUAACCGGGGGUUCGGAUCGGCGGCCGCGGCUCUGUGCUACCACGAUGAUGACGUCGAGGAGGAAGAGAAGUGCGCGCCACGUGGCGUGCUGGACGCGCAGGGUUGCACGCCCGAGCGCGGAGUGCAGUGGGUGAUGAUAGGGGAGCCUGGAGCAAGGAGGAACCUCUUCGCGCAGAGGCUCUCGAAGCUUCUAGAAGUCCCUCACAUUUCCAUGGCCACGCUCCUAAGCCAGGACCUCAACCCUCGCUCCUCCCUCUACCUCCAAAUAGCUCAUGCUUUGGAUCAUGGAAAACAUGUCCCAGAGGAAAUUAUUUUUGGGCUGCUAAAGAAGAGACUGGAGGAUGGAUACUCGAGAGGCGAAACUGGCUUUAUUCUUGAUGGGUUCCCUCGAACAAGGAUCCAAGCUGUAAGUUGUUUCAUUUCGUCAAUCAAAAUCGUGAACUGCUCAAAAUUUUCAGUUCUAGUCACUCCUACAAAAUGUCGUGAUGUUUCACAGGAGAUCCUUGAUCACAUUGCUCGUGUUGAUCUGGUGGUGAAUUUCAAAAGUUCAGAAGAGGAAUUGAUGAAAAAGAAUAUAGGAAAUCGAAAAUUUAAUUCUCACCAAGAAUAUAUUCUUAUGGCCAGCUCCAGACACCCAACUAAACAAAUGCCGGAUGAUCAUGUCCAAAGUCAUACAGACGAGUGCAAGCUGUUGGAAGAUUACUACAGGAAGCAAAAGAAACUUCUGAACUUUGAAGUAGAAGGUGGACAUGGUGAAACCUGGCAGGGACUUCUAGCUGCGCUACAUCUUCAGCAUAUUAAUGCUUUUAUUCUUCACAUAAGUUAA
Sphenostylis stenocarpa is the source of this 888-nucleotide messenger RNA. NCBI's taxonomy places the organism in Eukaryota, Viridiplantae, Streptophyta, Magnoliopsida, Fabales, Fabaceae. The record is from the annotation of a GenBank genome assembly.